AUGAUAGAGGUUGAUCACUUGGGUGCGGUGAGAGAGAAGCUAAAGAACAUGAAAGUUCUUAUCUUUAUCGAUGAUAUGGAUGAUGGAGUGGUGUUAGAGACAUUAGUUGGUGGGGAUGAAUGGUUUGGUCCUGGAAGCAGAAUCAUUGUGGUCACAAAGGAUAAGCAGAUUCUAAGGGGUCAUGGGAUCGAAUAUGUUUACGAGGUGGAUUUGCCGAGUGAAGAAUUAGCUCUUCAGAUAUUCUGCCAAUGCUUUCAGGCAAAAUUCUCCACCUCAUGGUUUCAUGGAGCUGGCUUCUGA
Messenger RNA from Microthlaspi erraticum, 300 nucleotides. The record is from the annotation of a GenBank genome assembly. Lineage: Eukaryota; Viridiplantae; Streptophyta; Magnoliopsida; Brassicales; Brassicaceae.